This is a messenger RNA of Fulvia fulva, 525 nucleotides long. RefSeq lists its product as uncharacterized. The record is from RefSeq and is a predicted model, not a curated record. The transcript has 2 exons. NCBI's taxonomy places the organism in Eukaryota, Fungi, Ascomycota, Dothideomycetes, Mycosphaerellales, Mycosphaerellaceae. Bases 1 to 525 code for a protein of 174 amino acids.
AUGCAGGGAGCAGACGAAGAGUAUCCUUUCACGCCGCUCGAUGUAGCGGAGCCAUCCUUCCAAGCCGGCAAGCCAAGUCGUCAUGUUUAUGAGCUUGAAGAUGCUAUCGACGACUUCGAAGACGAUUUCGUUCUUUUCUGCUUCUUCGAAGAUCUGCAUGCGAUACAAGCCGAAAUCACUCAGGUCUGGCGAAACUUCAGAGACGGUAAGACUGCGCUGGGCGUGGCGACCAUUGUUACACAAGCAGGCAUAGACAUGGUGAAACGCUUGGAGAAGGAAACUAUGGCGAAACGCAAGAACGUCUUGGACUCCCGUGACUCCUACACAGAAUUGGCACUUCCUGUGUACUACGCAGAGUCGUGGAAGCAAGGCCUAGACGCGAGUGAAGUACUGAAGACACCAAAGUCGCUCGAGCACCAACCGUUCCACGACUUCAUAUACCUUCCAACCGCCAAGACACUGUUGAAGUUUGCGCAAACAAGCUCCAAGACUAUCGAGAAGACGGCAUGGCCGCCUCCAAUAUAG